CAACGCGUCGUAGAGCCGCAUUCUUCCUACCUUGUUCAUAUUUCCUCUCUGCUUUGGCUACACUUCUCCCUCCAGUCCUUUCACACCUAUGUCUGACACUCUAAAUGAAAUCACCCACUCGCGCAAGAGGCACCGCGGGAGGAGAAGAGUAGAUCGCUCUGCCAUUUCGGCGCACCUACUACUUGACGAUCGCAUCAAGGAUGGUGUGGGCACCUUGUCAGAAGACCUUAUCCAGAAUCUAUUCCCAGAUGCCGGCAGUAUUGGUAUUAAUCAACAGACCAUCUAUCACGUCGCAAUAACCCCAUGGCUCCCGAGCUGUUCCGUUGCACCUACAAGCGCUUCGUGGACCAUCCUACCCGCUCGAGCUCCUGAUAGAGCUGAUGGCUCUACAAAUCGACCGCACUCUUCUCUCCGAAUCUCACCUUCGAUGCAAGGCCUGCAAUCUUUCAUUCACAUACUUCAAACCGUUGCACCGACCAAGACCCCCCGACGAGAUACCCCAAUCGAAAUUCGUAUCUUUAGUGUCGUACCCAUCGGGCUAGACACCGUCUUUGUCACGCUUGACACUGAAGAAUUGCGAAAGUUAGACGAGGUUCAUGCGAAGUUCGGUGGUGGUUUCGAUGGUAGUCGGCUCAAUGGCAUAAACAAGAUCUCCAGAGAUCGGUUACUGAAGACCAAUGGCAAUUCCAGAGAUACGCAUACAGCUGAGCAAACUAACAAAGACAUUGUAUGGAGCAAGGCCGUACGAGACGCUCUCAAAUCGCCGUUCAUAGUCCAUACGGGCGACAUGUUACAUCUCCCCUUACCGGCCCACCCAAUCACACACGUACCCCCUCCGCCAGCGAGGAUAACAGCAUGUGAGCCAGUCGCACAAGGCCUACUGUUGCCUACUACUAGAAUUGUGAUCCUCCAAUCACAUCGCGGCAUCAAGCCGAUUCGGAUUCUCCCAUCUUCGAGACAGCCAUCCAUAUCGAGUGGCUACGGCGAGGAGGAAGGUGAGGACACAUCCAACGAGCAAUUCUAUUCUGCCGCCGAGGAACGGGGCUCCUCACAAAACAACACGCCUCCCGACGGAGAGUCGACCGAUAAUUUAGACUCCGACAUGUCGGGCUCAGAUGCAGGGGAUCUUUCGGACGAUUCGGAGGACAUAAUCUCUCUGAACGCUCCAUUACUGCCGCCUCAAUCAUCUGGCGUACUGUCAGCGUUCAGUUCCGCAACACCUCGUCCUGGUAAUUUCCUUACCAACGGCAUAGCUACACCAGGUUCAGUGUUCUCAAGUUUCACAGCCACGACGACACGCGGAGGCGCUCCGUCCAAGGGCCGCGUUUUCAAAGCCCAAGGAUUGCUUCAGGCCAUCGACAAUGAGAUGUUGUAUCCCAAGCCAGCACGUGAGGAUGAUAGUGAAACCCGAGUGUUUGUGGAUACCAAUACUCUUGUCAAAGUUGGGUGCUUCUCGGGUGACUGGGUGAGGAUCGAAGUUGCACCGGAACCAUCCCAGAACCCUCUCUGGGCCCUCGGUGCGUUUGGCGGAGUGAAUGAGGACCAGCCAGAGUGGCGCCCAGCCAAACUUUUCGGGCUGCCAGAGAGCAUGAUUAAAAAGGUGCCGCGAUAUCCUGUUGUCAAGAACGCCGAUUUCGAACGCCGACCGAGCUUUUCCGGCUUUGCAGCCAGCAAUAUAGCCUCUCAAGCGUAUCUAUCACCAAUCACUCUAGCAAAUCUGGGAAAUCCUUCACAUCUUCGCAUUACUCCUUUAGCCCCUCCAGCCCCAACACACUUACCAAGAAAUGUCAUCCACAAGCCUCGCCUCGCUAGUACUGCUUUACCGCCACUGGCAAAGGAGGUUACAUUGCUAAAGCUUUCCACUCCGUUAUCCUCAGAUCGCGUGCUCCAACCGAGUCUGUUCGCUGCGCUGAAGGAAUACUUUGAGCAGAAGCGACGAAUUGUCAAGACAGGCGAUUUAAUUGGCAUAUCAAUAGAUGAAACCCUCGGCCGCGCGACUUUUCAGGCAACGACAACUGAGGACGACGUGGGAGGCGAUGAGCUGCUCGCAGAGCCAAAUCAGCUUGAUGGUGAAAUUGACAACCACUUGGCGUCGGGUUUCAGAAAGGCCCACAGAGUGUCAUGGUUCAAAAUUGGCAAUGCAGUUGCAUCGACCGUUGUUGAUUCUGGUGAGAUACGUGACUUGGAUCCGUGGGGUGGUGUCGUGGUCGUAGACGCUACUAGCACAAAGAUGGAGAUGAAUGGAAGUGAGCAAAGCCGUACUCCCGCAUCAUUGAGCAGUACUUGGCAAUACUAUCUUGGAGCAAAACGACCCCCAGUGGCUUUGAGCCCCAGGGCAUCAAUACUGGACGAGACUCCACGACCAUACAUAUCUGCACUGCGUCGGAGGCUUCGAGAGCUCAUUUCUGUAGCCACCAGCCCGCGGGCUAUUCACCUUAGACUUCCGCCAAUUGCCGUUCUUAUUACUUCCACACAGCGCGGUAUCGGCAAGUCCUCUGUGGCGGAGAAGGCUUGUGAAGAUUUGGGGCUUCACGUCUUUCCGAUUGACGCCUUCGACAUCCUCACUGAGGGAGGUUCUGGAGGUGGUGAUGUGAAAACUGAAGGCUUUUUGAAAGCUCGGGCCGAGCGUGCACUUUCAUGUGGUGCAGAAUUUACAGCUUUAUUGAUCAAACAUAUCGAUGCUCUCGAUGCAGAUCGCAUGAAUGCAGCUUUGAAAGAUAUUCUAGCCGACUCCAGAGUCCUAAUCGCGACGACUACCGAAGUGGAUAAGGUCUCUGAAGGAGUAAGGGGAAUCUUCACACAUGAGAUCGAGAUGAAUGCUCCCGACGAAGGCGAACGCGAAGGCAUUCUGCGAAGCAUUGUUGAUGAUGCGGGAUUGCGACUAUCUCCCGAGGUCGACCUUGCCAAUGUCGCCGUCAAGACUGCGGCUCUGGUGGCAGGAGACCUUGUAGAUGUGGUCGACCGGGCCGUGGUGGCAAAGUCAACCCGUCUUGAAGCACUCGCGACGUUAGCAACUCAGACGUUGAGUUCCGCAGAACCAGUGACCACCAAAGACAUUGAGCUCGCAGGAGGCUCGUUCACCAACAGUCUCACCAAACCGGACUUCGAUGCAGCCGUAGAGGCCGCUCGAAAGAAUUUCGCCGAUUCUAUAGGAGCACCAAAGAUCCCCAACGUCAGUUGGUCAGAUGUUGGUGGGCUCACGCAUGUAAAGGAUGCUGUAAUGGAAACCAUACAGUUACCGCUGGCGCGUCCGGAGCUAUUUGCAAAGGGGAUGAAAAAGCGCAGCGGCAUUCUGUUCUAUGGCCCACCUGGUACCGGAAAGACACUGCUCGCGAAAGCCAUCGCCACCGAAUUUUCGCUCAACUUCUUCAGUGUCAAGGGUCCAGAAUUGCUUAACAUGUAUAUCGGUGAAUCCGAGGCCAACGUUCGUCGCGUGUUCCAACGCGCGAGAGAUGCCCGCCCAUGUGCCGUGUUUUUUGAUGAAUUGGAUUCCGUGGCACCCAAGCGUGGAAAUCAAGGCGACAGCGGAGGUGUUAUGGACCGAAUUGUGAGUCAGCUCCUAGCCGAACUCGACGGCAUGAGUGAUGGUGGAGAAGGGGGCGGUGGUGUGUUUGUCAUUGGAGCAACCAAUCGACCAGAUCUGUUGGAUCAAGCCUUGCUGCGGCCCGGCAGAUUUGACAAAAUGCUCUAUUUGGGAGUUUCGGAUACGCACGACAAGCAGCAGACUAUCCUUGAAGCCCUGACGAGAAAAUUCACGAUGCAUCCCCAGCUGUCACUGAAGCGUGUGGCAUCGAACCUUCCUUUUACUUACACUGGUGCAGACAUGUAUGCACUCUGCUCUGACGCCAUGUUGAAAGCUAUAACGCGACAGGCACGAGCAGUCGACCAAAAGGUGAAGGCGUACAAUGCUACCAAUGCCCAGCAGAUCUCAACGGCAUAUUUCUUUGAUCAUCUGGCGACAGAGGAGGAUACGGGAGUGUUAGUUACUGAAGAAGACUUCGUGGAGGCCAACAAAGAACUUGUUCCUAGUGUCAGUGCGGACGAGAUUUCACAUUAUGAGCGAGUACGAAGAACGUUUGAAGGUGCGGGCAAGAAGGAAGAUCAAAAUGGCAUUACCACGAUGGCUCGUACACAGAGCUCUUUGCAAGUGGGCAUGCAGGAGAAUGGCGCUGGUGAUGGGGAUGACUACGUCAUUCGCACGGAUCAUCUCGAAUUAAAUGGCAAUGAGAAUGGAAGUGGAAGUGGAAGCAAGGGGAAGGGUAAAGCAAGCGUCAACCAUGACAAGGGCAAGAGCAGCAUCGACAUUGCGGAGGGUGGUUUUGGCAGUGCUACGCAGGACGAUGAAGAACUCUACACCUGAAAGUUCCCGCCUUUCUAAGCCAUGCAGAAUGCCAUGUCGAAGAGGAAUGUGAAAGCUGUACACUUCAAC
This is a messenger RNA of Aaosphaeria arxii CBS 175.79, 4429 nucleotides long. Its product is annotated as AAA-domain-containing protein. Gene Ontology annotation, cellular component: peroxisomal membrane; cytosol. Gene Ontology annotation, molecular function: ATP hydrolysis activity; ATP binding. Gene Ontology annotation, biological process: protein import into peroxisome matrix. Lineage: Eukaryota; Fungi; Ascomycota; Dothideomycetes; Pleosporales. The record is from RefSeq and is a predicted model, not a curated record. The coding region runs from base 89 to 4360 and encodes 1423 amino acids. The transcript has 3 exons.